GAUGUCAACUCCAUCAACUCGACUGUGGUGGAGGUGCUGCCCAUGGGCACACUCACAGAUCGCACCGAGCCGAUGAUUGCGCUGGUGAGCUACAACAGCAGCACGAAACUUCUCGCCAUCGCCCUACAGCUCGACCGCAGUGAUGGUGGCAUAAGGUACGAGCUCAACAGCACCAUUGACCUAAAGAGCUUGCUCCCCCCGGAGGUGGCCAUUGGGUUCUCUGCUGCUAGUGGGUAUUCCACGGAGCUGCACCGCGUGCUCGCCUGGUCUUUUGACUCGACGUUGAUGGAGGUGAAUUUGGUGCCCCCAGGAACGCCGCCGAUGCCCAAUAAGGUCCCUCAAAUUCCCUCGAAACAAAUGAUCUGGCCGGUCGCCGGGGCAGCUGGUGCUGCCGUGCUGUUAGCAGUUGCCUUUAUCGGCGUAUUGAUCCGGUGGUUUCUAAUGAUGAGGAGGCGCCGGCGGAUGAGGGAGAAGGAGAUGUCUGACUUGGAAGAUUGCAGCUUGGACGAAGAGCUCAAGUUCGAGAAUGGCUCCGGCCCGAGGCGAUUUCGGUAUGGCGAACUGGCCGCUGCGACCAACAACUUCUCUGAGGACGGAAAGCUCGGAGAAGGUGGCUUCGGGUCGGUUUACAGGGGGUCCUUAGGCGGCGACCUGGGUCCCAAUGUCGCCGUCAAGAGGAUAUCCAAGAGCUCCCGGCAGGGGAGGAAGGAGUAUGUCUCCGAGGUCACCAUCAUAAGCCGCCUACGACACCGGAACCUGGUCGAGCUCGUCGGCUGGUGCCACAGCAGCGGCGAGCUGCUGCUCGUCUACGAGCUGGUGCCUAACGGCAGCCUUGAUGCCCGCCUCUACAACUCGGGUGGCAGCGUGUUGCCGUGGCUGAGCAGGUACGAGAUCGCGCUGGGGCUUGGCUCGGCACUGCUCUACCUGCAUGUAGAGUGCAAGAAAUGCGUGGUGCACAGGGACGUGAAGCCCAGCAACGUCAUGCUGGACGCGUCCUUGGGUGCCAAGCUCGGCGACUUCGGGCUUGCGAAGCUCCUCGACCACGGGAUCAGCUUGCCCACGGUGGUUCUGGCAGGAACCAUGGGGUACAUGGACCCAGAGUACACGGCCUCCGGCAGAGCAAGCACCGCAUCUGACGUCUAUAGCUUCGGCAUCGUGUUGCUGGAGAUGUGCUGCGGCAGGAGGCCCCGGGACGACUCCGUCAAGCCCUCCCUCCUGGAGUGGGUCUGGGACCUCUACGGCCAGGGCGCAGCUCUGGAGGCUGCUGACAAGCGGCUGGACGGCGACUUGGACCAAGCGCAGAUGCAACGCAUGCUGGUCGUGGGUCUCUGGUGCGCGCACCCCGACAGUGGUGUGCGGCCGUCCAUCAAACAAGCGCUAGGCGUGCUUCAGCUUGAGGCUCCAUUGCCCGUUCUUCCUCCAAAGAUGCCCGUGCCGACAUUCUCCACGAGCGUUGCAGGCCCUGAUGCUGAUGCUGAUGGUUCGACAGGCGGUGCCGGAGUUUAUUCUUCUUCCAUGGGGCGGUGA
Triticum aestivum (bread wheat) is the source of this 1527-nucleotide messenger RNA. Its product is annotated as L-type lectin-domain containing receptor kinase IX.1-like. Gene Ontology annotation, molecular function: protein kinase activity; ATP binding; carbohydrate binding. The annotation marks the transcript as partial. NCBI's taxonomy places the organism in Eukaryota, Viridiplantae, Streptophyta, Magnoliopsida, Poales, Poaceae. The transcript has a single exon. Gene Ontology annotation, biological process: protein phosphorylation. The record is from RefSeq and is a predicted model, not a curated record.